Messenger RNA from Ramularia collo-cygni, 1443 nucleotides. Its product is annotated as probable serine hydroxymethyltransferase. Gene Ontology annotation, molecular function: serine binding; pyridoxal phosphate binding; glycine hydroxymethyltransferase activity. The transcript has a single exon. The record is from RefSeq and is a predicted model, not a curated record. Gene Ontology annotation, biological process: folic acid metabolic process; tetrahydrofolate interconversion; L-serine catabolic process. NCBI's taxonomy places the organism in Eukaryota, Fungi, Ascomycota, Dothideomycetes, Mycosphaerellales, Mycosphaerellaceae. Bases 1 to 1443 code for a protein of 480 amino acids. Gene Ontology annotation, cellular component: cytoplasm.
AUGGCCGCCAAUGGCACCUCCCACCUUGCGCUGCCACAAGCUCACCAGGAUCUCAUGCAAAAGUCGUUGAUCGAGACCGACACUGAGAUUGCCGAUUUGAUGGCCAAGGAGAUCAAGCGUCAGCGUGAAUCCAUCCUCCUCAUCGCCAGCGAGAACGUCACCUCGCGCGCCGUCUACGAUGCCCUGGGCUCCCCGAUGAGCAACAAGUACAGCGAGGGAUACCCCGGUGCUCGCUACUACGGCGGCAACGAGAUCAUCGACMAGAUUGAGCUCACAUGCCAGGCUCGUGCCCUCAAAGCCUUCCGCCUCGACCCCGAGCGAUGGGGCGUCAACGUCCAGACUCUCAGUGGCUCGCCCGCCAACUUGCAGGUCUACCAAGCCAUCAUGCGUCCUCAUGAGCGUUUGAUGGGUCUGGAUCUCCCUCACGGUGGUCAUUUGUCUCACGGAUAUCAGACYCCCACCAAGAAGAUCUCCGCCGUCUCCACCUACUUUGAGACGUUCCCAUACCGUGUCAACCUCGAGACUGGCCUGAUCGACUACGACCAGCUCGAGCAGAAUGCCCUGAUGUACCGCCCGAAAGUCCUCGUCGCUGGUACCUCUGCAUACUGCCGUGAGAUUGACUACAAGAGAAUGCGGGAGAUUGCGGACAAGGUCGGCUGCUACCUCAUGAUGGAUAUGGCCCACAUCUCCGGUCUGGUCGCCGCAGGUGUCAACAAGUCUCCUUUUGAGUACUGCGACAUUGUCACCACCACCACUCACAAGUCUCUCCGUGGACCUCGUGGCGCCAUGAUCUUCUUCCGCAAGGGUGUCCGCAAGACCGAGACUCGUGCAGGAAAGAAGGUUGACGUCCUCUAUGAUUUGGAGGGACCCAUCAACUUCUCCGUCUUCCCCGGUCACCAGGGUGGUCCUCACAACCACACCAUCACCGCACUUGCAGUCGCUUUGAAGCAAGCUCAAACUCCCGAGUUCUUGCAAUACCAGCAGCAAGUCAUCAAGAACGCCAAGCAAUUGGAGCACUCGUUCAAGAAGAUGGGAUACCGCCUCGUCACCGACGGUACCGACAACCACAUGGUCCUUCUCGACCUGAAGCCACUCGGGCUGGAUGGUGCUCGUGUGGAGGCUGUUCUGGACCAGGUCAACAUUGCCUGCAACAAGAACACCACCCCCGGAGACAAGUCCGCCCUCACACCUUGCGGUAUCCGUAUCGGAGCACCCGCCAUGACAUCUCGCUCCAUGGGUGAGCAGGACUUUGCUAGAAUCGCCGACUACAUCGAUCAGUGCAUCAAGCUCGCCACCAAGGUGCAGGCCGAGCUUCCUGCCGAGGCCAACAAGCAAAAGGACUUCAAGGCCAAGGUCGCCGGUGGUGCCGAAUCCGUCCCUGAGUUGGGAGUGUUGAAGAAGGAGAUUGCCGCGUGGGCCGUCACCUUCCCUCUUCCCGUCUAA